AUGAAAAGCAGCGAAAGCAGCACAAAAAACAGCGAAAGCAGCACGAAAAGCAGCAAAAGCAGCAAAAGCAGCAAAAGCAGCGGUAGCAGCAAAAGCAGCACGAAAAGCAGCGGUAGCAGCAAAAGCAGCAUAAAAAGCAGCGGAAGCAGCAAAAGCUGCAUGAACAGCAGCAUAAAGCAGCGGAAGCAGCAUGAACAGCAGCAUGUAAAGCAGCGAAAGCAGCAUGAAAAGCAGCACAAAAAGCAGCGAAAGCAGCAAAAGCAGCACGAAAAGCAGCAAAAGCAGCGGAAGCAGCAAAAGCAGCACGAAAAGCAGCGCAAAAGCAGCGGAAGCAGCAAAAGCAGCAUGAACAGCAGCAUGCAAAGCAGCACGAAAAGCAGCACGAAAAGCAGCGAAAGCAGCACAAAAAGCAGCGGAAGCAGCAAAAGCAGCACGAAAAGCAGCGGAAGCAGCAUGAAAAGCAGCAUGAAAAGCAGCAUGAAAAGCAGCGGAAGCAGCACGAAAAGCAGCGGAAGCAGCACGAAAAGCAGCAAAAGCAGCACGAAACGCAGCAAAGGCAGCAUGAAAGGCAGCAUGGAAAGCAGAAAAAGCAGUGAAAGCAGCAAAAGCAGCAGAAAGAAAUGCAGCAGAAGCAGCACUUAA
This is a messenger RNA of Sycon ciliatum, 642 nucleotides long. Its product is annotated as vitellogenin-2-like. Bases 1 to 642 code for a protein of 213 amino acids. NCBI's taxonomy places the organism in Eukaryota, Metazoa, Porifera, Calcarea, Leucosolenida, Sycettidae. The transcript has 3 exons. The record is from RefSeq and is a predicted model, not a curated record.